UUCAUUUACUGUGUUGAACGGAGAACAGAAUCUCGUUAUCAUGGCAAGAACCAAACAGACCGCUCGGAAGUCCACCGGUGGAAAAGCCCCGAGGAAGCAGCUCGCUACUAAAGCCGCCCGCAAGAGCGCCCCCGCCACCGGUGGAGUCAAGAAGCCUCAUCGUUACAGGCCCGGUACCGUGGCGCUGAGAGAGAUCCGCCGUUAUCAGAAGUCCACUGAGCUGCUGAUCCGUAAACUGCCUUUCCAGCGUCUGGUGAGAGAAAUCGCUCAGGAUUUCAAGACGGAUCUGCGCUUCCAGAGCUCCGCCGUCAUGGCCCUGCAGGAGUCCAGCGAGGCUUAUUUGGUCGGUCUGUUCGAGGACACCAACUUCGCGCUUAAAAUCACCAUGUCUGGAAGAGGUAAAGGGGGAAAAGGACUUGGGAAAGGAGGCGCUAAGCGUCACCGCAAAGUGUUGCGUGAUAACAUCCAGGGAAUCACCAAACCCGCCAUCCGUCGUCUCGCUCGCCGCGGCGGUGUCAAGCGUAUCUCUGGUCUGAUCUACGAGGAGACUCGCGGUGUGUUGAAGGUGUUUCUGGAGAACGUGAUCCGUGAUGCCGUCACCUACACCGAGCACGCCAAGAGAAAGACCGUCACUGCCAUGGACGUUGUGUACGCGCUGAAACGACAGGGACGAACUCUGUACGGCUUCGGAGGAUAAACGUCUUCAUUCUCAUCAGACAAACCCAACGGCUCUUUUAAGAGCCACACACACUCUCAUAAGAAGAGUCAAUGUUUCAACUGUCUUGGUGGUAUAAUUUUGUUUAUAUUUACACGAUUAAUAUCAAUAUUAUCGUAAGUUAUACAGAAAGAGUUUGUGCGCACUCGUUUUCUGAUUGUAUUUUUCUUUAAAUUAAAAAUGCAUUUUCCUCUCUGCUCCAUUAACUGCACAUAUUUCCAAAUCGAUUCCUUCCGGGAAACCGGUUGAUAUUUUUGGACUGUGUUUAUUUCCUCGACCACUGAACUACUAUCUAUCAGCACUAAAACAAAUUACAAAAUGAUUAUUUAAAUCACUCAAUCAGACUCCACGUUAAAUCCGUUUGUUCAUCUGUAUGAAGUAAUCUCACAAGGCCUUCAACACAUCUGCUUUUCCUGGCUAGUCUGCUGGUACUUUGGAUUUAAACUAGGGAUGAUAAUUCCAAUACUGAUGUGUUAUCAAGAAUAUCGAUCCUCAAAUAAAAAUAUAGAUUCUUUUAUUGUUUAUAUAGUUUUUAUUUUUAACUAGUGAUCUUAUUAUUUAGAUAACAUGAAUAGUAAUGCAUCUCAUAAGCUUCAAAGUGGAAAAAAUGCAUUUUAUAAGCAAAUAUUUACACCAGCACUAAACAUGACAUGUGUUUUAAUGGACUUGUGUGAUCAUUUUUACAGGCUUAUUUAAAUUCAGAGGUGUUAAAACAUUGCAGUGUUUCCCAUAAUUGACUAGACUAUGGCGGCCUGCCACAGUCUAAUUUGCCCCACCACGGUUUCUUAAUGAACCGAAAACUUUUUUACACUUCUCAUAUAAAAUAUAUUUGCACUUCUCAGUCUCAUAAUAACAUAAAAUAAAAGGUUGUGUUUUGCGUUCUCUCUUACGCGCCAGUCAGUUCAGUCAGCUCCUCCCCCGCUGCUGUAAACUCACGCUCUCACACACACUCGCAGCAGGCACUGCGUUAUGGGUGGGCCUGAUGGGCCUAGGCCCACCCACUUUUCAACAGGCCCACCCAAAACUUUUCUUCAAAAUUUUUUUGUCAAGAAUUAUAAAAAAAUCGCCAAUUAAGCUCAUAAUUUGUGCUAAAAUAGUCUAAAUGUUUAGUUUUAAAAACAAUUUUAAGCGGGUUAUGUCUACUUUGAUGUUUCUGCGCAAGUUCAGCAGACAGUGUUCGGGUUUGUUCCGAUCAGAGCAUGUGAGCGGAGAGCGCAUUUCUGAAUAUUCCGCUCUGCUCGCUCAUUCUGCAGGGUCGCUCGCACAAACCUGAAUGGCCUGCUGGUUCGAACUUCGAAGAUAUGUGGAAUAAGGCCUCCGACUAUUUUUUUUCCCCCUAGUCGACUAAGCCAUUAGUGGACAAAUCGCCUCUUUAUAUUAAUUUAAUUAGGCUACUAGGGCAGGCUAUAGCCUAGUAUGGAAGCUUGUUUCCGCCAUAGAAUAGCCUAAAAUAUUUUAAAAGAUAAUUGCGACUUUUUAUCUCGCAAUUCUGACUUUAUUUCUCAGAAUUGCGAGAUAUAAAAUCAGAAUUUCGUGAACUAAAGUCGCAAUUGCGUGAAAUAAAGUCAGAAUUGCAUGAAAUAAAGUCGCAAUUGCUUCUUUUUUUUUUUUACCCAUAGUUUAUAUCUCACAAUUCUGACUUUGUAACACGCACUUUAUAUCAUGCAAUUCUGCCUUUAUAUCUCCCAAUUGCGUAGGCCUAUUAUAAAGUCAGAAUUGCGAGAUAUAUAAACAUGCAAUUAUGUGAAAAAAGCCAGAAUUUCAAGCUAUAUUUCUCGCACUUUAUAUCACGCAAUUUUGACUUAAUAACAUGGGCUACAAUUGACACUUUAUAUCACGCAAUUCUGACUUUAUAGCUAACCUGCAAUUGCCACUUUAUAUCACGUAAUUCUGAGAUAAAAAGUCAGAAUUGUGAGAUUAAAAAAAAUCGCAAUUAGGCCUACAUUUUUUAUUUUUCACUCUGUGGCGGAAACGCUCCAGUUCUCAUGCAAUGCAAGUGAUCGUACCGGCGCCUUUUUACAUUGUCUGCAAUAUAUUUGCUUCUUAUUUAUUAAAUACAGGCAAUUGGUUGAUAAAACAUUGAUCAAAAUUAAGAUACAAUUUAAUACAAAACGAAAAAACUCAAUUAAGUGGUCAGAAUAAUGUUUUACCCACUCCAUGUAUCCAGAAAUAUUGCGCAUCUCAUGAUGUAGCCUAUCAUCUCUCUCAUGCUGCAUGCUCACUUUCAUAAUAGGCCUAUUUCACAAAAUGGCGACCGCAACCGGAAGUAGGGUAACAAUUCUUCCGGUCGCGCCGCCGCUCUCUACGAUCCCCAUUCAUUCUUGGACAUUCUUCGCAAAAUGGACUGUGAACAGCGUGUUUUUUCUCAGUCAUUCACGUACUUGCCAAAAGUACAUAUAUCCGAUGUUGUCCGUUUUGUUGACAUUUUUCAGGGAAAAUUGGACAAAGGUUACAAAUUCUUUUUUGAGCAAUUUAUUUUUGAUUACCAAGGUAUGUAUUAUUUACGAUAGGCGAUUUACCUUUUGUUGGUUUUAUGGAUGAAUUUCAAAGUGGUGUAAUAAAAAAAAAAAACUAGUUUUAACCAUGUUUGUGUGUGUUUGGACACUUCAGACUCAAAUAUUAUUGCAGGGACAGUGGUAAUUACGGCCAGAUGUUAUAGGUCGUUAAGAAAGCGUGAGGAACCACAUCAACUUGAGGUAAAUACAUACUGGAUUUAGCUAAUGAUGAAUGGUAUAUUUUUUGAUAACCAAGAUAAAUUCUACUUGUCUCAGUAUCAAUAGUAACGUCAGCAGCUAUAGUUAGAAAAAACAAAACAAUGUUACAUUCAUUAAAAUGGCAUUGCACUUGAUGACACUUACUAUACCAAUCUUC
Molecule: messenger RNA, 3586 nt
Organism: Xyrauchen texanus (razorback sucker)
Lineage: Eukaryota; Metazoa; Chordata; Actinopteri; Cypriniformes; Catostomidae
Product: histone H3-like
Exons: 3
Coding region: 41-697 (218 amino acids)
Cellular component (GO): nucleosome
Molecular function (GO): protein heterodimerization activity; structural constituent of chromatin; DNA binding
Source: RefSeq, a predicted model, not a curated record